Molecule: messenger RNA, 4673 nt
Organism: Schistocerca nitens (vagrant locust)
Lineage: Eukaryota; Metazoa; Arthropoda; Insecta; Orthoptera; Acrididae
Gene: Sik3
Product: serine/threonine-protein kinase SIK3
Exons: 19
Coding region: 11-3361 (1116 amino acids)
Biological process (GO): microtubule cytoskeleton organization; intracellular signal transduction; protein phosphorylation
Cellular component (GO): cytoplasm
Molecular function (GO): tau-protein kinase activity; ATP binding; protein serine/threonine kinase activity
Source: RefSeq, a predicted model, not a curated record
AAAAGUGAAAAUGGAAUCUGUGCGGAGUCUGGGUGCUCCUUCGAGCACACCAAAUUGUAGUGUGGACAGAUUAGUGCGUGUGGGAUAUUACGAACUAGAACGAACAAUUGGGAAAGGAAACUUUGCCGUUGUGAAACUGGCGACACAUGUUGUGACGAAAACGAAGGUUGCGAUAAAAAUAAUCGACAAGACGAAACUGGACGAGGAGAAUCUGAAGAAGAUUUUCCGCGAGAUCCAGAUAAUGAGGAAGCUGCGGCACCCGCACAUCAUAAGACUGUACCAGGUGAUGGAGACGGAGAAGAUGAUCUACCUCGUGACCGAGUACGCCAGCGGAGGCGAGAUCUUCGAUCACCUGGUGGCGAACGGCAGGAUGACGGAGAAGGAGGCGCGGCGCGUGUUCGCGCAGAUCGUGGCCGCCGUCAGCUACUGCCACCGGCGGCGGGUCGUGCACCGCGACCUCAAGGCCGAGAACCUGCUGCUCGACCACAACUGCGACAUCAAGCUCGCAGACUUCGGCUUCAGCAACCACUACCAGCCCGGACAGCUGUUGUCCACGUGGUGCGGCAGCCCCCCUUACGCCGCCCCCGAGCUCUUCGAGGGCCGCAAAUACGACGGACCCAAGACUGACAUAUGGAGCCUCGGGGUUGUCCUGUACGUGCUGGUCUGUGGAGCCCUCCCAUUUGAUGGCCGCACACUGCAGUCUCUCCGUACGAGGGUUAUCUCGGGCAAAUUUCGGAUUCCAUUUUUUAUGAGUGCAGAAUGUGAACACCUCAUCCGCCAUAUGCUGGUUGUCGACCCAGAGAAGAGGCUCAGCAUAAAACAAAUUCUGAAUCACAAGUGGAUGACUCAGGGGGAAAUUCAACCCAGCUUGCAGAAAAUAAUUUCAGACCUGGAUCAGCCAGAGGAUCUUCUUGAGAGCCCCGAGCCUCUAAAUAAUCUGGUCAUGGAGCACAUGUUGAAACUGCCAGGCCUCGACAAGGAUAUGAUUGUGCAGUCUGUGCGAAAUCAUGGCUUUGACCACAUCAGUGCCAUCUACAAUUUGCUGGUUGACAAACUGGAGAAGCGCAGACUGAUAAGUUCCAGUACGGGAAGUCUACCAGUAAUUCAGAGGAAAGCAAGCAUAACAACAGGUGUGGUAGACCGUAGCCCUGUGGGUGAUGGAGAGACGGAGCAGGGUGCUGGGUCUCCCCUCGUAUCCAUGCCAACCAUCCCUGCCGUCUUCUUGCUGGAAGAUCCUGAGUCGCUGGAGAAGUUCGGAGAUGUUGACAUGCCUAUGGAAUCUGAAUCAGAGGAAACCUCACGGCAACCCAGAAGUGGUUCAGGAGUGGAUCGGUACCUAACUGCGAGGAGACACACAGUUGGGCCAGGAGAUACAGCUCACGAGCAGGUGCUGGAGGCGCACUACAUCGGACUGGACGCAGGUGCGGGUGGCGCCGUGCAGCAGCUCAACAUCCUACCCAACACGAACCUGCCGCUGAACAUUCCGCUCGUGCAGCACCAGCCGCCGCAGAACUUCAGCAUCAAGGACCAGCACCUGCUGAAGCCUCCCACUGUCAUGGGGGCCAUUGGCGGUUUCGGUCGACGAGCAUCGGACGGGGGAGCGAACCUGCAGAUGUUUUUCAGUCGUCAGAUGGAAGGCGUUUGGAGCCAACCGGGCAGCCAGGAGCACCUCCAGCUUCUGCAGCCAGGAAGUCCUACACUCUCCCAGCGUUCACAGCCCAUUGCUGCUGCUAACGGCAGCCCAGAGGGCAUCCAUAUGUCGGACGGUCUUCCCACUGAGGACCUGCCCGACGCACAUGAUGUGGCGAGCUGGUCGGCCGGGCAGCAGCACGAGCUGGAGGCAGCUGCUAGUGUGCUGAGGUGCAGCGAUGCCCACAGGUACAUGGAGUGGCGCGGCAAGGCGAAGCGGCACACGCUGGCCAUGGCGAGCUCCGAGGAGGUGCAGGAGGCGCAGCGCAAGAUGCGCACGCGCCGUACUGGCCUCCCUACAGUCACGGAGCGCCCCCCAGAAAUUAGCCCAGAAGUAGUGUCUGAAGUAGAGGCGCGCAUGCGCCGCAAGUACCCAGUCUUACCACCACCACCACCCGCCAGCAGGUUCCCUCGCCACAAGAAACUUUCUGGCCUCGCCACAGUUCAGGAAGCAAAUAAUCGACCAGUGAGGGAUAGCUUCAAGGAGGUGAACAGCCUGCACCUGCCCCAGGAGAGGUACAGCCCCGUGCGGAGGGCCAGCGAGGGCUGCCCCUCCCCGUACCGCAGCCCCCAGCACCAGCUGCAGGCACAGCAGGACGUCUUCGGCCGGGAGGGCAAUGUCAAGGCCCUGCAGCAGGAGUACCAGCAGCUGCAGCGACACAGUGGCAGUGCGGGCGACGCCCACGAACUGCAGUUGCGCCACUCGCUCCACAUGCAGCAGAUGUUGGGCGGCUCCCCCCUGCGUUCAGCGACGCCGUCUCCGCCGACCACGCAGAGCCCCGCCUCUAUACCCGGUUCCCCCGUACACCAGCAAUGCUGCGGUGGCGCAGAGUACCCACAGUCGCCGACCUCCAGCGUGAGCUGCCUGGCGGCGGGGCUGAGCGGGCUGUCCACGGGCGGGGUGCCACUCGCACUCGACCUGCGAGUGACACCGUCACCCCCGUCGAUGUCGCAGCCGCCGCCACUGGGCACGAUCCGUGAGGAGCUCGACAGGCAGGGCCGGCAGCAGCACCGGCAGAUGCACCCGCAGAUUAGCCUGACAGACGAGAUGGGUGACGAGGUCACCCUCGUCGCGCCGCCGCACUACUACUGCCCGCCCUCGCUGCCUCCGCCAUUUGCGAUACCCGGCCCGUGUGAUCCCGGCCGCCCGUCCAUAGUCCGAGGAAUCGGACGCCAGCGCCUUCCGACAGUCACGACUGGCGAGAUUCGGCGGGAGCAGUAUGCCAGGAAUCACCCUUCGCUGCAUCACACAUUCCCGCCACCUUCGGGGGCGGACCUCGAAGUGACGUCGCCACCUUCUUCGCCUCCAUCACCUCAGGAUGGUGUCGUCGCUUCUGAGCUGCAAAAGACAUCUAGCGGAUCAUUCGAGGUGGCACUGUCAGAUUUUUGUUCGCGACUCGACGCAGCAGAUAUUCUCGGUCUGGUCAAGAGUAUUAUAGACACGCGCGCACCUCCGUCGAGCUUUGCAUACGGAGGCGAGUGGGGCUCGACGGACGGAUGUGACGAUGACGGCGGUGGUGGUGGACUCGCCCUGGAGUACCCGGGCGGUGUGCAGAUUGAGCUGAGGGUGUUCGGUUGUGAGUCUAAGGGUCUGAAAAUGCGUAGAAUAUCCGGUGACCACUUACAGUACAGCCAGCUGUGCCAGGAACUGGUGUCUUGCAUGUCUGUCUGAAGGUUGCGUUUCGGUUCUGUGACGAGUCUCUCGAGGUACGAUUCAGAUGCUAAUACCUCUGCUGUCACUAAAGAGAAAUUCCACGAGCACUAUAAAGGUGCUUUCGUGAGUGCCAGAUGUACAUUUAUUGGCAGUUUCAUGUAAUGGAGCCAGUAUUGUCAAAAAGUGAUUCUUAUUUUUGGUACAGAAUUAAUGUGUCUUCUCUUUUGAAUAGUUAUUCUGAUAUGUAAUACAUGUGAACUGCAAGUAAUUUCUUGACCAGUGUCAAAAUUUGCGAGAGCAUGUGCACAUAUUUAUUGACGUGCCCCACACGGGAAUGUAUUUUCUACCACUUUUAAUUCUAUAUCGUAAAAAUAUUUCAUUUAAUGUGCCUUUCUACUUGCUUAGUAGCUGGGAUGUCAGAGUAGACACUAAAGACAUAGAUUUAUUGUCUGGAGUGCCCGUUCAGCCAAAAAGACGUAAUUGAGUGAUACUUUGACAGUGAUAUUCCCUAAUGCCCUAAGUGGAAGUAUUGUACUGUCAGUCAUUGUGAUAGAAUAAAUGAUUAUUAAAGACUUACAUACUUCAUAAGCUAUGAAUGGCAGAAGUUCUGACAGAAGAUGAGUGUUAUACAUGUUCAGUUUAAAGAAACAUUUGCAUAAAAAACUACUUACUCUUGUUAAGUCUAUGACUUGUCCACCAAGCAAUUGCUUAUCUUUGACAAUGGCAAAUUUACUUGUCCUUAAAAACAACAGUGUCUGUUAUUAAAGAAUGAUGAUCCACAUCUUUCUGACAAAAAUGAGGUUACUCAUAUCCUAACACACAGCAGUAAAACUGUUCCCAGGAAUCAGUACCACUGUCACAGGCAGAUGCUGUUGAUAAUGUAGCAUUUUAUGCACAUUUGAAACAAGGUUCUGUUAGCGAGUGUCAUAAAGGAGAUCUGUGUAUGUAUUGCAGUGAGCCUCUGCUUAUGGAUGUCUUAUCUGCAGAAAUAACACCAGUUUGCUCACAAGCACUGUCGGAACUCUGUGCAAUGUUAUUGUGUUGGACAUUCUUGAAGUUUCAUUGUCUGGGACGUCAAUGAAUUACUUUUUUCUGUGAAAAUGCCACUAUAUUAUUCAUGGGAAAUGAAUAAUUUCUACAUCACUAUGGUCCUGAAUUUUACUCUUGUAUGAGUUAUGGAAUGUGAUUUAGAGAAUGAUGGGUAAGGACUUUUUUCCUUUUCUGGAAAAGUGAGAAAGCCUUUUUUUAGUAGCAUCACCUUGUUGUAAGUGUUACUUUCAGUAGUAUUGUGUGUGUGUGUGUGUGUGUGUGUGUGUGUGUGUGUGUGUGU